GGUGGACUCAUCUUCCUUCAGAUGGCAAACACAUUGGUCAAGUCAGUCAAGAAAAAGCAUCUGAAACCUGGUGAAACUUCGUUGAAGAUUCCAUGAUAUUCCAUGCUGACGUUUAACGCGUUAUGCAAUCAAAUCGUCAAGAGAGAAGACAAACAGACAUGGAGAAUGGUCACCAUACACAAUCAUCAGGAUCUGAAAAACAUACAUCCAUUCAUGAUUGUGCUCAGUCUGGGGAUAUAGAAGGGUUUCAGAAGCUAAUUCAAGAUGACCCAUCCCUUCUCAAUUCAAAAACCGCAAUUAAGUUGGAGACACCCCUUCAUCUUUCUGCUAGUAACAACAGGACAGAUAUAGUGAAAUUCCUGCUUGAAUGGAAAGGAGAUGAUAAACUUGAUUUGGAAGUAAAAAAUAUGUAUGGAGAAACUCCAUUGCAUGUAGCAGCCAAGAAUGGGUGCGAUGAAGCGGCAAAAUUACUUCUCGCUCAUGGUGCUCUGGUUGAAGCCAAAACAAAGUAUGGAGUGACACCACUAAUGCUUUCUGUUUGUUACGCAACUCGAGCUGAAGACUGCUUAAUUGUCGAGACAUUGCUCGAGAAAAAUGCUGAUUGUGAUGCUACAGAUGAUGAGAACAUGACUCCUAUAGAUCAUAUUUCAAAAAUCCAAGAAAGUGGGAAGUUGCUUGACCUAUUACUCUCUCAUCAAGUGAAACAACGAAAGGAAAGGCUAGAUGAAGCAUGCAAGAAGCAGAAAGAAAGGAUGGAUGCCCUCGAAAAAGAGCUAUCUGAUAUUGUGGGUCUGGAUGAACUUAAGAGGCAACUUCGGAAAUGGGCGAAGGGCAUUCUUUUGAAUGAGAGGCGCAAGGCCAUUGGACUGAAAAUCGUUACUGCUGGAAGACUUCCUCACAUGGCAUUUCUAGGAAACCCUGGAACAGGUAAGACAAUGGUGGCUCGAAUCCUUGGAAGACUACUCCAUAGUGUGGGAAUUUUGCAAACUGACAAAGUAAAGGAAGUUCAACGGACAGAUUUAAUUGGUAAAUAUAUUGGUCAGACUGGACCAAAGACCAGGAAGAAGAUCAAAGAAGCCGAGGGAGGUAUUCUUUUUGUUGAUGAAGCAUAUCGGCUGAUACCCGAGGAGAGAAGUGGUAAGGACUAUGGGUUAGAAGCGUUGGAAGAGAUCAUGUCUUGUAUGGACAAUGGAAAAGUUUUAGUCAUAUUUGCAGGCUACAAUGAAGCAAUGCAACGUGUGAUAUCUUCUAACGAAGGUUUCAGCAGAAGGGUUACUAAUAUUUUCAAUUUUAAAGAUCUGAGUUGUGAAGAAUUGGCUAAUAUUCUCCAUAUCAAGAUGAAAAAUCAGUCGAAGGAUAGCUUGUUAUAUGGGUUCAAAUUGCAUUCCUCUUGUACUGUAGAUGCCAUUGCAGAGUUAAUAAAGAGAGAGACAAUGAAAACGCAGCGUAUGAAAAUGAAUGGAGGUUUAGUGGAUAUAAUGUUAAGUAAUGCUAAGGGGAAUCUGGAUCUUAGGCUCAGUGAUGAUUGUUCGGAUAGGGAAGAGCUGCUUACUAUCACAUUAGAGGAUUUUGAAGCAGCUAUGGAGUCUGUACCCGAAUGUUUUGCAUAAAACAGUUUAAAUUAUAAAAUAAUAAUAAUAAUAAUAAUCUCUUCUAGCGUUUGAGUGUUAUUAUUAAGUCUUCUGGCUUUAUGCCUGUUUACAUGUUUCAGUGUUAAUUAAGAACUUUUAAUUUGUAGUUCUACUGCUUUA
Mangifera indica (mango) is the source of this 1751-nucleotide messenger RNA. Its product is annotated as protein CfxQ homolog. Bases 123 to 1610 code for a protein of 495 amino acids. The transcript is spliced from 8 exons. Gene Ontology annotation, molecular function: ATP hydrolysis activity; ATP binding; protein binding. NCBI's taxonomy places the organism in Eukaryota, Viridiplantae, Streptophyta, Magnoliopsida, Sapindales, Anacardiaceae. The record is from RefSeq and is a predicted model, not a curated record.